AUGAUCCACUACAUACAACACGUAGGCCAUCCACUACAUACAUACAUGUAUUUACCAGUUGGUGAGGGCCAUAUAUCAAUUGCCAAUUACCAUGGCAGCACCAGCAUAGGCAAUGAUCGGUCCCGUGCUGUUCCAAAUCCAGUAAUGAACCAGAGCAAGUCUCUCGGCGAAUUUCUCGCCAAGGGCCAAGGGUACCAGCUUACCUUACCGGUUACCUUAUCGCAAACAGCCUGUGCAGAAGAACAAUUAACGAAGGACCUCCUGAGCGUCAAUCAACGUCCCGAGAUAUCUAAAGACGCGGUUCGAGGCGAGGAAGCUCGAGAGGAGCUUUUCCAGGAAACCUAUUUGUACUCCUUCUACCUAGAAAUACCACUCGUUACCUCGCUGCCUCCGCGGCUGCUCUACAUCAUCGCCGCCUCCCUCCUGCUCAUAUGCCUCUUCAGUCUCUCGCACUUCGCAAAGUCCCAAUACCCCCCACUGCUCCCCCAAGUGCAGCAAACACCAAACCACCCCGACUACGGGCAGCCGCCGGAGGACCCCAAGGGCUGGAUCAAGCCCUCAUUGCGCCCCUUUGACCCCGCCACGGACGGUGACAACCUUUUCUACAAUUCGGAGGAAUGCGAUGCAAAGUUCCCCGGCCUCUUCACGGAGAUCGAUAUUGCGAAGGCGCGCGGCGAUAUCGGCGAGAUUCCGUUCCAUGAUGGCGACAAGGGAUACGUGAAGGCGAGGAUUUACCAGGGAAAGCUCUACAUUGUCGCGAAAGGCGACGAUGUCUGGCACCGCCAAUUCGCAAUCCUACAUCAGAUUCAUCGCUCCCUUCUUACCGCCCCUAACCCAUCCGAAAUCCCCAAUAUCGAGUUCCAAUUCCUCGUCAACGACCACCCGGCACCAAGCACGUGGUCGCUAGCAUGGAGCGGCAACGAGGGCGAGGUCCAAGACACAUGGAUCAUGCCCGACUACGGGUUCUGGUCCUGGCCCGAACCGCACAUUGGGUCGUACGCCGAGGCGAAGGAGAAGAUCGAGGGGGUUGACAAGCCGCUCAGCUGGGAGGACAAGGAGGGUCUUGCGGUAUGGCGAGGAACGGUGCAUUGGAAUGGAGAGCUGCGUGGAAAGCUGCUGGAGGUGGCGAAAGGGAAGCCGUGGAGUGAUGUGGCAGAGCUGGAUUGGAAAACGAAUGCGCUCAAGAUUGAGGAGUUUUGCAAAUACAAGUUCUUGAUCUAUACCGAGGGCGUAACCUACUCUGGCCGCCUCCGCUACUUCCAACACUGCCGCAGCAUCAUCAUCACCCCCCGUCUCGCCUGGCGCCAAUACCAGUCCUUCCUCCUGCAAUCCGAAGGGCCCGAUCAAAACUACGUCGAAGUCGCCCCCGACUGGUCCGACCUCGAGGAGAAGGUACAGUACUACCUAGAUCACCCCAUCGAGGCGGAGCGGAUCGCGAAUAACACGGUGCGGCUGUUCCGCGACUGGUACUUGACGCCCGCGGGUGAGGUGUGCUAUUGGAGGAAGCUGUUUCAGGGGUGGGCGAGUGCGGGAGGGGAAGUGGGCGAGUUGAAGCUGGAGGAGAGGGGCCGGAGUUGGGAGAGUUAUGUGUUGAUGGGGAAGCUGGAUUGGGAUGCGACUGCGUGA
Molecule: messenger RNA, 1626 nt
Organism: Morchella sextelata
Lineage: Eukaryota; Fungi; Ascomycota; Pezizomycetes; Pezizales; Morchellaceae
Exons: 7
Coding region: 1-1626 (541 amino acids)
Source: RefSeq, a predicted model, not a curated record